UAACAUGGAUUUCACGCACCUUAAUCCACUGAUUUACCAAUUAUAACCCCUAUUCCAUAGAUAUAAAGGUUAUUUCAAUCUGAUAUAAGUAGUAUACAGAAUGCGAGGCUGAAAUAAUCUUGAGAUUUCACGAGUCGACGGGACGAGCGGAGCGAAACGCACGCGCACCGCGCGGAAAAUGUCUAAAAAUACUUACGCGUUUGUUUUUCUAACAAAUAGAGAGUAGUAUUUUGGAAUAGGGACUAGUUAUCGAACCUGCUGAGGUUAAUCAGUGUUUUAAAUGUGAUGUGAUUGUAUAUAUUGAGUUUAACGGUGGUUGUUGUUUGAAAAUGUGUCGCCAAUUUAAUUAAAGAUAAUGGUCAAAUGUGAAAUUUUUGUUAUUUAAUCUUAUUUUAGUGUAGGGGUUGGGUAUACAUUAAUUUUGGAUACAGUGUUAUGUGAGAAUUACGGUGGCCAUGAUUGAGGUAGCGGAACGACCGAAUAAUAACUUUUUCAGAUCAUUCCUGCCUGCAGUCAACUCACCUCCGGUGCCGCACCGAGACAUCUCGGGGGCUUCCACGGCGGCCUACCGCCCCUACAAUGGCGACCAUGGCGCCCCACAGCACCAAGUCAUCAGAGCUCCGCAGCCGGCUGACCCAGAACGCAAGAAAGACAAGAAGUGGUCUAUCGGAAAGCUCUUCAGGCGAAAAAAGAAGGAUGACGAAAGUGGAUCUUCAUCAGAAAGCGAAGAGGGUGGCAGUUUGCGCUCCACGUCCAAGAGGAAAUCUAAUAAAAAGAAGAAAAGGACACCUGCAGUCAACAACUUCGACCAUAUAGUUAUAAGAGAAACUAGGCGGGCCCAGAGCUUAGCUAAACCCAAUGGUCGUGACUUCACUGACGAUGGAGUGCUUUCCGACCCAUCCGCUGGUUUCAUAAACUACAGGCCUAAAACCAGGGAAGUUCAACCGUCUAAGGAGUCUCUGAGCUUAAGGGAUGACGUUUCCACGAUGUCAGGAAGAGUUUGUCCAGAACCUACGAUGAGAAAGACGAGGAAAGGCCGACUAAAAGCCCGAGUUGAAGCAUUGCGGAACAGCAUGAGAGGGGAAUCGAGCAGCGAUGAAGAAUCUUUGAAGUCUUCAAAUUCAUCUUCAAUGGUCCGAUUCAGGAGCGACGACUCAUUGAUGCGCUCACGUGACAGCUCGCUGAAUAAGAGGUCACGAAGCGCUCGAAACGAACGCUACAUCAAAAGACUCUCGAGAGACGAGGAGAACCAGCUCAACAAAGAAGCCGAACUGCUGCAGCAGGGAUACACGAAAGCUGAAGUGGAAAUGCUUACACGAACCCCCACAAGCCAAAGCAGUGGUUACGGCACCUGCAAACGAGAACAAAACAAUCAAAAACCUGAACUAGGCAACGAUUUAACCCGCCGACCAAUUAAAUCCGAGUCAAUAUCUUCAUUUCCAUCAACUCAAAGUUACCCUUCAUCUAUUAAUUUUAAUGCCAAAAUUAACAACGAACAUAUUAACUAUUCCAUACCUUUUAAAGGUAACUUUGUCAAAGAACCGUUUUACGCUAACAAUAACAGGGAAAAAUCUGUACCAUGCCCUGAUGAAAACGCAGAUAAAGUCAUGUACGUUAAGUUUCCUCUAGGAAAUGUUACGAAUAUUAAAAGAGAGGAACGAGCCCCACCAGUGCCACCGCCUCGAGAUAUGCAUAGAAAAGUUGCAACCCCUAUAUCGAUGUACUAUGAAAACCAUUCUGUAGUAUCCGAUAGGAUGGGCAGCAACCAAAACAUUACGCACGGCGUACCUAACAACGACUUCGAACGAGUAAUGAGACGGAGUCAAGAGAGAUCGAUUAAUCAUGGGCCUAACGGACUACGACGACCGAUAUCUAACUCUGAAGAUCACCUUGCUAUGCAAAACAACGAAUACUUGCAACAUUUGUAUCAGAAAACCGAGCAGCCCAGAAGGCCAGCAUCAGUUUCCGCUGAACCUAAUCACUAUGGAAUUUAUGCUUUUACACCACCAUGGAGAAAUAAAAUCGAACAACCCAACGUAGUGAAACCUGAACCAGUCCAAUCCAGGAACGAUUUCCUCUACUAUGCUGACCACAGUCCCAGAUCUCGUAGACCUAUAAGCAUAAAAACUAGUCAAAACGGCUGCGAAAAUCAAUACCUUAGCGAUUCUCAAACAUCAGUUAAUGUCGCUGAAAGUGUUUAUCGUAGACCGAGAAACGCUUCUGAAUUUUGGAAGAAAUUAGACGAUGCCGAAAGACAGAAAAAACAACAGAACAUCUAUGCCAACUCUAGAAGCAACAGUGAGCAUGUCAGGAAUACACCCCGAAUGCACCAUUAUUCAGAGGGAAGUAAUAGUAUACCGAGUCAUAUAGAGAAUAUUGACAACCAAAAUAAGAAUAGGGCAACAAGCGUUGAUCAGUCACGAGAUGUUAUAGAUGGUGCCAAAAUGUGGAAAGCAACGACCGAGUAUAAGAGGUCGGUCACUGUUGAACCGCCUAAAGUGGUGACUUCCCCGACCUCUAAAACACACGUCCGUCAUAAAUCUGACACCUUUGUAACUAACAGCUAUCAAAUACCUUCAGAUGACGACAAGAGCUCAGAACGUCGUAAAUCAACUAACCUUGAUGACGCUCUCAACGAACUUGAGGCAAUUUACAAUAGCUUAGGAUUAGGAGACGAAGACCUGCUAGACAGGGCUGAAAGACGAGAGUCAAUGACUCCAAAAUAUAAUGAUCACUUCAAUGACUGGAAUGGGAACGAUGACGAGGUCCAGUUGAGAAGUCAACCAUCAACGCCGCUUCGGCGGAUAUCAAGGAGAUCAACACUGCCCGAUAAAUUGCAAGACGAUAUGGCAUUCCGUAGAAUGAAUUCGUUCUCAAAAGAAAAACCAAAUUUGAAGGAAGCACAAGCACAGAUCAGUUACAUGCUUGCUUCGCCGGUGUACGUACCUUAUGCUUCAGACGACGAAAGAUAUUCGGGGCGGGACGAACCAGAUAUUGUCCAUGACGACGUUGUUUACAGAAAUAUAAAACAAACGAACAACCGUUUGAAAACUCUUGAACCACAACCACCUUUUGGAAUUCCUCUAGGACCAGUAUCUCCUGCUCCUCAAAGUGACUAUCUACAUGCGACGCCUGAGAGUAAGGGACGCUCGCGAUUUAUUCCCAGGAGAUCACCGGACCUUGUGUCAGAUGAUUUAGCAUACAGAAGUUUAAGGAAAGAUGCUAGACAUUCAUCGUUGUUUAACGGAGAGGAUUAUGGUCACAUAAAUAACAAUCACAAUUAUAACGAGUAUCCGUACACUAAAGAAUCCGCAGCUAAUCUUAAAAAGAAACGAGCGGUUAGGUCUCUUUCAGCUAAUAUUUUUACUAUGAUUCAAAAAGAAAUCGACGACGCGCUUAAUAUGAGCAAAGUGGCAACGUUGCAAAAAACUCAUAGCAACAGUGACGUCAUGAGGCGCUUGCGGGACACUUUCGAAAACAAUGACAACGAGCCAGAGCACUAUCCUCGAAAUAAGGUAAAGCAAAGGCAUAAUACUGUUGGUCUCUUCGUCAAUAACUCGCACUCGCCAAAUCAUCAUUUCGCAAAAGACGAUUCAUGCAUUCAUAAUGACGAUAAAUACCUCCCAAAACCUGCAUCUUGUGAUAAGUCCAAAAGUUCAUCCCCAUCAAAUCGAUCACCACAAGCUUCUAAGCGAUCGUCUAAAGACGAAUUUCAGCAGGUCCUCACUAUGCUCGCACAGGAAGCAAUGGACACUAGUAAUAAGUUAGGCGUAGCUUUAGCUGAACUAGAUAAAAAUAGAAAUAAUAACACGGAGAAAAGACCAAAUAUAAAUACCAGGAUAUCAGACAGUAGGUCACAUUUCUUGAAUGGCCUAACCAGUGAUUCUUAUGAUAAUUCUCAACCAGAAAUAAAAUUAGUCAAUGUACACUCUGAGAUUGUGAGUGAACCCGCUAACAGGCAUGUGAAGUCUGAUACCGAACAAACUAAAGGCCAAAAAACAGAAGACAGCCUUCUUGCAAUAUCAGAUCAGUUACACAGAGUAGAAGAUCAACUUAAGCAUAGCCAUGAGAAAGAGUUGAAUUUCGAUGACGAAAGCUUAAAGCUUUCAAGUUAUAUCGAUAAAACCGAAAAGCCAUUAAAGGCCCAAGAAACCACAGUUAUGACUCCAGAGAAAAAGCUGGUACCAGAUGUUUGUCCAUUAACAGUUCAGGAUGACUCUAUUAAAGUUGAAUUAAAGAAUCAAAACGAUUUUGACUAUAAUAAUGAGAAAAAAAUAUCUCCACAAAAAAUUAAAUCGACCAAUCCCUUUUUGAAUUCAGAUGAAAAAUUACAAGAAAUAAAUGAAAUAAAUGCCUUCAAGGAAUUGAAAGAUGGCAUUUCUGAUUUGAUUGCUGGAAUAUCGCAAGUUAAUGACAAGUUAUUUGUUCCUAAAUUACCAAAAGAUGACGAUAGCAAUAAACCUAAAGUAACGGGUAUAACUGAGGCUAGUAAGCAAUUGAGCCAAGUGACUCAAGAAGUGCCAAAACCAGUACCUAAUAGAGCAUCUGUUAAUUUAUCCAUUUACGAAGAUGAUUUAGAGGUAAAGAAAGAUGCCGCUGAUUCUGCUGAAUACAAUUCAUCCGAAGAAUUGGCGACAAUAUUCAAUUUAGAUGGAAAUCUAAAACUGCACAGUGUAGAUCAAAAAGAACCUGAGAAAGUGAGAGAUGAGCUAAGCUCACCAAAACUAGUUCAGACUAUGAAUCAGCAACUAGGGCGAUUGUCCGUAGAUCGGAUAGAAGAGCCGGCGAGCCAAGACCUGCCAACUAACGUAGUACCGUGGCGAGCUAAGAGGCAAAACAAUUCACAAAGCGAAUCACGAGGCGACGCGCAGAAGCGUGAUUGGCACGAUGGCACGUUGAUGUUAGCUUGUACCUACACGCUGAUGAUAUCGCAGCACCUGGCCGAGCUGGACUGGCUGACGCUGCUGGGCUUGCUGCUCGCCGUCGUCACUAUCAUCGCUAUGCUAAUUAUUUAAUGUUGGGGGAUACUGUAAACCUUAUUUUGUUUAUGACGGGCACUUUAAAUGUCGAACAAACUUUUUUCACGCAGAUACGUCUGUAUGCUACACAUUUUUCAAUUAAGGAAAAAUUUAUAAAUUUACCGCUUCAGGCGACACGAUAUUGCGUCCUUUUGGAACACCGGCUCAAUCGCUUUUAACCAACUGAGCUCAUGAAGCUUACCAAAUGCUUACGGGAGGCACAUAGCGACAUGUACCAUGAGAAUGUCUUGCCCGACCCGGAUUUUUUUUCAAUUUUUCCUUUAAUUUAAUAGUAUUUUAUGCAACAGUUGUAUAAGAAGGGUCAAAAAAGGCGAGUGGCGUGAGUUACAAUGUGAGCCGGAGCCGAAGGCGUAGGCGAACAUUGUAAAGGAAUACGCCACGAGAAUUUUUUGACCUACUUAUACAACGUUGCAUACAAUAUUUUUCCUACGAGUCAACAAAAAUAAAUCUUAAUUUAGGUAAACAAAUUACAGCAAAAGUAUAUAGCCAAGACGCGCGAGCAUACCUUGGUACGCGCCCGGCCCGCCGCGGGCCGCGGCCGGCCGGUCGGCGACACCUCCUCGUAACUCAUGAGGCCCUGGUACUUGCUACUUGCUAAAUUAAUUUUUUGGACAGUUUUUUCUCAAUUUUGGCCACCGUAGCCUACGGAGAAUAACAAGCAACGCUAAGCGGUCUUCGUAGUCUAUGGGUAUUGCUAUAUUACGGGUGUCACAUGCGUGUUUCUGACUUAUGAAGUAAUUAUUUUUACUAUGCAACCAAAUGAAUAUUUUGUAAGUUGGCAUCAAUGCACUUAGUUUAAAACUGUAUUCGUUUUGGUUUUGUUAGGUUGGUAGCCAUUAAUCGCAGUAACGUUAUAGCGUAUAAAAGCACAAGAGCUUUUAUGAGGAAUAGACAAUAUAGACUUUUCUUGAAAUCUUUUAUGUAUGUUCUUAUAUUCGUGUUAAUGAAUGCAUAAAUGACAGAUAACAGUAGAGGAGUAGGAAAAAGCAUUAAAUGUCGACUUACCCAACAGUGCCGAAAAACAAUGACAUAGAAAUUUUUAUCAGGAGCUACAUUUGAAGAUUUGAACUUCGAAAAUCUAAGUUUACCCGCUGUAAGAGAAAAUGAGAUGCACUGUUAUUAUGUCAAAUAAGAAAGAUUUUUGAGGUGCGAAUGGUUUGACAAAACGAUAGACGUGUCAAAGCGAUGCAUUUUGGUCCUACAUAAAAAAAAUUGUAAGAAAAUUCGCGAUACUGAUAUAAAUUAUUUUUCUAGCGAUGAAUUGCUAUUUAAAAGCUAGAAGUAAUUUUUAAUUCAAAGUGUAUUUGUGAAAUAAUACAACAACGCUAACCAGUUUUAAAAUAAUUUUACAAUAUCCCCGUAACAUAUAUACCUAACAGAUACGAGAUGCUUUAGUAUAAGAUAUAGAGCUGUAAUCAAAAACCAACACAAUAAUUAUAAAUACUAGCAUCACGCAAAUAUUAUGGAAAAUCAUUAGACGCAUUUAACCAACCAAUGCUUUAAAAUAUAGUAUAAUGCUGAGCAAAACCUUUGUUUUGUAGUUUUUUAACGGCAAAUUAACCAAACAUUUAUUCAUGUGACAAAAAAAAACUAUCAUUUUAAUUACAAAAUUAAAUGGAAUCAAGAAUCAAAUUGCGUGAUUUUAUUUUUAUUUAUUCAUCCAACAUAUAAUAUAUUAAUUCGUUCAGUUCACAGUUCACCUGUGUUAUUUUUUUUCUAGCUGUAGCUACUUAGUAUUUUAGCUGUGAUGUCUUUUACUUAUUAUUAACGAAUGUAUCAGUGAAUUUAUGUGUUAAUUUUAGUUUUACUUAACUGCCUAAUAGGUAAAUUUUUAAUAAAAACUAGGUUAGUUUUAAUAUCGAAUUUGGCUUUUAGUGUUUUAGAGCAUGUAUUUUGCAUGGAGUUUUGGUGACGUAAUUUAUGUAAUUAUUUUUUAUUGAUCGAGAGUGGUUAAAAGAUCAUAAAUUUAAUAAUAAAAGCAAUCCAAGUUCAACCCUUUGACCGUCUAAAACGUCAAAAGUCGCGCGGCUACAUCCCAAUAUCAACCAUCCUGCAUAGCGAUAAGGUUCACAAUGGCACACCGCGCAUGAUAGGCGUGCCGUUCAAAGGGUUAACUUCCCUAUGAUCAGGACACUACCACACACUUCACUAAGAAUAAGAUUAAUAAAUUCAAAAUGUGACUCUUGGCCACUUUCUUUUAGGAAAAUUCUUACGAUGUAACCUGUUCAACGACGUAUACUUAUACACUGAUUUACAUGUAAGAAGACUUGUGCAGAUAUUUUUGAGCUGACUGUAAAUUAACCUUUCGUAUGCGCCUGUCAAAAAUUUGCCAUUUAUUUAGCAACCAUGACAUAUUCAUGUUUAAGUUGAAUUUGGUUGAAUAGGUAUAUAUGGAGCAGAUCUGCUCCUAAUAAGCAUACGAAAGGUUAAAGCACGUAUUUCGUCCACAAUCACAAUGUAGUAAGUAGGUAGUUCCCAUUUCAAAAUGUUGGGUAAGAUAAGAAAGAGACAAGUAACUAUAAAGACUGGCUGGUGAUCUCCAUUUAAAGGAGUAAGUAUGUCUCUUUGUCUCUAUGUAAAUUUCUUUACCUGUCUCUCUAUAGCUGGAAUAUGCAAGGAAUAGAUUCAGCUUUUCGUGGUAGGCCCUCAGAGCUUUGGAGCCAUCUAUAUCAAAGACGAGGCUCGCAUCUAAGUGCCACCCCACACUAGCGUCUUUCGAGCGUCUGCGUCUAGUCAGCGCUAUGGAAAAUGGUGUUGCAGUUUCGCCAACGCUGCGUCGAGCAAGCAGCCAUAGAGUUGACUAGACGCUGACGCUCGGGAAACGGACGCGAGUGUGAGGUGGCUUUUAAGGAGAUUAACAAUAUACCAGUUACUUUAUACCUACCUACUUGUCUACAAUAUUAUCCGAACUGGAAUGUAGGUGUUGCGACGUUACAAGCGAGUUUUCUAUAACUUUAUGGUCUAUUUCUAGGUGAAAACUGAUGCCUGCGAGAACUCUGCCAACUGCUUACGUAUAAGAUAUUAUAGAUACCUUUGGCACAUAUAGUUUGUAAGAAAUACGAGAUUCCGUACCAAAAUGUAAAGUCUUAUUUUAAUUGUUUGUUACCUUAACGUUUUGUAUUGUAUUGAAGCUUAUGUUGUACAGAUGUAUGAGUAUUUAGGAGAUAUCGCUGCUUUUAAAUUGAAAUCAAGAAAAAUGUAUUAUAUAGUAUUUGAUAUAACUUGACAGAGUCUGGAGAUGCUAAAGUAUCCUCUUUUUUAAAUGAAUCAUUUUAUUUUUUAUUGAAUUAAUACACCUACCCUUUGUUUUUGAACUAACGUGUAAAAUUAUUUGAGGAUUGUCCCUUUCAAAUGGAAAAUGUACCUGUAACCUACAAAUUCCUACGUAGGUGUUACUUAAUAUGUUAGUAUUGAUACCUACCUACCAUUUUAUAAACGAUUUCCCCACGUUAUAUUAUUAAUUAAAUGAUUCUAGUUACAUGUUACUGCAUAAAUUUCUCGUGAUAAAUAUAGGUACGGAGAUCUCGCUACCAGUCCGACUUGCACUUCUGUUUAUCAGUUAUGACUGCGACUGGAGGUAAAUAUAUAAUAAAUACUCCUAUGGUCCAUAAAAAUACUAUCACAAUAACUUUGCGUAAGUCCCAUAACAUCCUAAGAUAAGUCCCAUAACAAGAUACAAAUCAAAAAUUUGUCAGUAAAAUUUUAACGUAAUAGAGUUGACUUUGGUUUCGAUGAAAAAUGAACGAAACAAAAUAAAAGAAACCGAUUCAGAUUGAAAAUGAUUUAAACUUUAAACGAACUUAUGAGAAUUAAAUAUAAUUCAAUAUUGUAUUAUACUUUUAGAUUGAUGCCAUUCAUUUAAAUAAUCUAUAUAACAGUCCCAGUGAGCUAAGUAGAUGUAGUUUGUUAUUAAAUGUGGAGAUCAAAGCGUUGUAUACAAUAUAUAUGGGACUUUGAACUGGUUGAGUGGCGCCAUCCACCUUGGUACUCGUACGAAAAGAAAGAUAGAAUUGACAGUAUUUAUUAUUUAUUUGUCUCUAUAAAUACAUAUACAUACCUACCAUAAUGUCGAUGUUUUGUAAUUAUUUCUGUAAUCUAUCCUAUUAAGUGACAUUUUAAUCUAUCUUUGUAUGUAGAGGCUUCCAAUUAUUUUUAAGGAGAGCGUUAUUUAUAUGAAAGAGUUAUAAGUUGAAUAAAAGUUUCAGUUUUAUUA
Molecule: messenger RNA, 9252 nt
Organism: Cydia pomonella (codling moth)
Lineage: Eukaryota; Metazoa; Arthropoda; Insecta; Lepidoptera; Tortricidae
Exons: 3
Coding region: 456-5015 (1519 amino acids)
Source: RefSeq, a predicted model, not a curated record